GUCACACACUUGUAGUUACGCUUGCGCGUUUGUAGAAUCUCUUUAUCGUUGAUAUUAACAAAUUAAAUGACCACCAAGACUAUUUUAAAUGGUGAAACAAAGUAAUUAACUGAGUAAGCUUGGUCGAUCCUCGGAGGACAUGCCGGAAUCGGACUGGUCAAGUGCCUAGAAAAGUGUAACAAAAUACGCCUGGCAGUUGGUGCGCGAGUGUGUGUGCCAUUGAUUACAUAGCUCGCCUAGGCAAAUAUACACUUUGGAGCGAGCGAGAGCAAAAACAGCCAGAAUCCGAAAAGGGGAAGCAACAAAAACCGCAUUCCAUCGCCAGAAAGCAACCUGGAUCCAUGAGAAAGUGAUUGCCAUGCACCAUCAUCAUCCGCCGUUGCCCAUAACCGGAGGUGCUAGUGGAGCAUCUGGGGCAGUUGCGGUCGGUGGAGGAUCGGGAAUCCAAGACUCUGCCUCAGCUUCGGCAGUAGCUCCUGUGGCCUCCACAUCAAACUCAAAUUCCCAGCAGCAGCAACAACGCCGCCGCAAGAAGCGACCAAAUUACAACUACAAUGGCAUUCGCACCGUCGAGGUUCGCAGGGGAUACAAUGGGUUUGGAUUCACCAUUUCGGGUCAACAGCCUUGCCGGCUGUCCUGCAUCAUCAGCAGCUCCCCCGCCGAACAGGCUGGCCUGCGCUCCGGCGAUUUUCUCAUCUCGGUAAAUGGCCUGAAUGUCUCCAAGCUGCCGCAUGAGACUGUGGUGCAGCUGAUCGGCAACUCCUUCGGCAGCAUCCGCAUGCAGAUAGCGGAGAACUACUACUCUGACAGCUCAGACGAGGAGAACGCCAAUGUAACGCUGAGGGGACAACUUCUGGCAGCCAGUUUGAGGCACAAACCGCGCUUCCUGCACCACAAAGCCAAGUUGCACCGUCUGCGCAACUCGCCGCAAAAGAAGCUACCACUACCAGAAACUGUGGAAACCACUGCCAAGCCAUCCCCGGAGCAUCUUACUCUGCGUCCUGUCCUGGAGGACGCCCCCCUGGCGUCUGGUUUGUCCAAGGCAGCGGAUGUGGCCAAUGUGAGCGCCAUGGUUAGGGCUGUUGGAAGCGCUACGUUGGAGUACCGUGUGAUAGUGGGCUAUCUGGGAACCAUCGAGAUGCCUAAGCAGAUAUCGCACAGCUCCAAGUUGCAGACAGUGCGCUCCUGCAUUCGCAAGCUGCGCCAGGAGAAGCGGCAGCCCACCAUUGUGCUCAUGUGCAUUACCCCGGAUAGCCUGAGCCUGCAGAGCUCCGGUGGCGGAGUACUGGCCACCUAUUCUUCGGCCAGGCUCAACUACGUGAGCUCGUCCUCGGAGAGCGAGAACCGAUUCUUCGGGUUGGUAACUAGCGCCGUGCACAACACCCAGAUCGAGGAGGAGUACGAGCCCAGCGGUGGAGGUGGAGCAGGAGCCGGUCACAUCAGCAUCUCCCACAGCUGCCAUGUGUUUGUCAUCGACACCAAGCUGAUCGAGCAUGCCCAGCACUUGCAGCGGGCGCAUGAGUUCAAGCUGCAGUGCACCAGGGAUCCCAUCUCCAAUAUAUGCCUGGAGUUCCCCAACAACUCGGAGUACGUUGUUAAUCUGGUCCGCAGCAUGUACACCAUGAGGAUACUGCCGCCUUCCAGUAGGAAUACAGACUUCGAGCCGUCCGCUGCCGGGGGAGCGGGAGCUGCUGCCCAUUCGCCACAGCCAUCGAACCACAGCGAGAUCUCCACCACCACCUCGAACUCCGACUCCGGGAUUGGCUUCAACAACGAUUGCACCAACAUUUCGGACCGCAUUCUGGUCGUGGACUUCCUGGGUGCCGGGGCCGGAGCAGCCCCCGCCGGGCCACCAGCACAUCCGGCACCAGCUCGACCUCUGGGCAUAGUGGGAAUUCCAGACAACCGCUUGACUGUCCGGGCCAUGCCCGACCCAGAUGCUCAUCCAAAGUCCCCGCUGGGGAGCUCCUCCUUGCGAAGACCCAAUCUCCUGGCCAACUUCAAUCUAAUCAAGAGUCCCGCCACGAAUCUCACGUCCACCAGAUCCUGCGACGAUGUACUUAACCUUUACGAUGACGAUUCCCCUCGUGCCUUGGGUGUUGUGGCCUCCAUGGAUGAUAUCUCGCUGCACUCGGCCGCUCCGUCUCUUGACGAGGCUCACACCUUUGUCCAUCCGGCAUGUGUGCCCCGGAAGAUGCGCCGAUCCUUGAUAUUGGAGCCGCAAACAACGCCGCAUAAGCUGAGCGCCCAGGUCUAUGGACAGCCUGGGUCGCGUCACUCGUUGGGAUUCGAGGCCGUAGACAGCAUUCAGUCGUCGUCCAACUUGGUCUGCACGGAUCAGCCCAUGGAGACGUGGGCUAGCCUGCAGAACCUCCACAAGUCUCACUCGAACCGUCAUAGUCUGUCGGCCUCUUCCUCAAGCCAUUGCCUCCUAGAAGCUACCAAUAGUGAACCAGAUUUGGGGAACCGUGCUCUGCCCGCCAAUGCCUCGCCCUUCCGCCGAGCCUGGGGACAGUCUUCCUUCCGCACGCCCCGCACCGACAAGGUGGCCAAACAGCAGCCGGGCCAACAGGGUCAGUCGUCGCCGCUGGUGAGACGCACUGCCUCCAUGAACGCCUCCGACAACGAUGUCUACAUCAAGACCCUGAUGCUGGACCCCAACCUGAAGCCCACGCGCAGUCAGCAGCAGCUGAGUCUGCUGCAGGUGCCCAAGAUCCUGACCACACCUGCCCCGCCCUCCGCCGUCUCGGUAUCCGCAGCUCCAGAGGACUCUUCCCAGGACUAUGGGUGUCCCAGCAACUGGAGCAACUCCUUUGAGCGUAUGCUCCAGGAUACAGCUGGCAUGCAGACCUUUUCCGAGUUCCUCAAGAAGGAGUUCUCGGCGGAGAACAUAUACUUCUGGACGGCCUGCGAACGGUACAGGGUCUUGGAAUCCCAGGCGGAACGGGUGGUGCAGGCCAGGGAAAUAUUCGGGAAGUAUCUGGCCAACAGCAGCAUAGACCCGGUCAACGUCGACUCGCAGGCCCGCAGCCUCACAGAGGAGAAGCUGGCCAGCGCCGCUCCGGACAUCUUCGCGCCCGCCCAGAAACAGAUCUUCAACCUGAUGAAGUUCGACAGCUACCAGAGGUUCAUUCGGUCCGACUUGUACAAGAGCUGUGUGGAGGCGGAGCAGAAGGGACAGUCGCUUCCCUACAAUGGCUCCGACCUGGACGACUUGUUGAAGACAAAUUUUCACUUGGCGGCCUCGUCAAAGCUGAAAAAAUCGGUUAGCAACGCUGAGGAUCGGCGGCGCAAGAGCUUGCUGCCCUGGCACCGGAAGACGCGGAGCAAGUCCCGUGACCGCUCGGAGAUUAUGCCGGAAAGCACACUGAUGCCGGCCCCACCACUCCCGCCCGCACUGCUGACCAGCUCCUCACUGAAGCUCGCCUCCGGGCAGAACUCCCUCAGCGAUCUCCACAGCUCCCGCAGCUCAUUGUCGUCGUUCGAUGCCGGAGCCAACAAUGGAGGAGCCAGUGCGGAGAGCGUGUGCUCCCUGUGCAGAGUGAUACUAACGGACGGAGCCACCACUAUUGUGCAAACCAGGCCUGGGGAGACAGUGGGCCAGCUGGUGGAGCGACUGCUGGAGAAGCGGAACUUAGUGUACCCCUACUACGACGUUGUGUUCCAGGGCACCACAAAGUCCAUUGAUCUCCAGCAGCCAUCGCAACUGCUGGCUGGCAAGGAGGUGCUAAUUGAGCGGCGGGUGGCUUUCAAGCUGGACCUGCCCGAUCCCAAAACGAUCUCUGUAAAAAGCAAGCCCAAGAAGCAGCUGCACGAGGUGAUUAGGCCCAUUUUGAGCAAAUACAACUACAAGAUGGAGCAGGUGCAGGUGAUCAUGCGCGACACCCAGGCACCCAUGGACCUGAUGCAGCCGGUGACAAUGGCCGAUGGCCAGCGCUUGCGCAUCGUGAUGCUCCAGCCGGAUUUUCAGGCCGGCGGCGGUAGUGGCAGUAGCAUGCCGCCGAAGCAAAUCAAACCCAUGAAGCCGCUGCCCCACCAGCUGGAUGAACUGACCAACAAAAUGUUCAACGAAAUGCUGGCCAGCAAGGCGGAUGCUGCGGCGGACAAGCCGCGCCCCAGCGACCUCUGUUCGAUGAAGUCCAACGAGGCGCCCUCGGAGACUUCCUCCUCGCUGUUCGAGCGCAUGCGGCGGCAGCAGCGCGACAACAGCAUCAGCAACAUUCCGGGCAGCAAGCUGCCGAAGCUCAAGAAGAAGUCCACGAGCAGCCAACAGUCCGAGGAAGCGGUCACUCCACCGGCAGGAGCAGCGCCAGCCGAUCCCAAGAAGCCCAUCAUAGCCAAACUGAAGGCGGGGGUGAAGCUGCAGGUGACGGAGCGAGUAGCAGAGCACCAAGACGAACUACUCGAGGGCCUGAAGCGUGCUCAGCAGGCGCGUCUGGAGGAUCAGCGCGGCACUGAGAUCAACUUUGAUCUGCCGGACUUCCUCAAGAACAAGGAGAACCUCAGCGCGGCCGUCUCCAAGCUGCGAAAGGUGCGAGCCAACCUGAGUCCUGUGAGCAAAGUGCCGACCUCUCCCAGCGAGAUUCCCCAGCCGGCGCCGCGACUCUCCAUAACGCGCAGCCAGCAACCCGUGUCACCCAUGAAGGUGGACCUGGAUCCAGAGACUGAGUUGCCUGCGGAGACGCAGGACCCCACGGAGUAUGCCAAAGCCCCGCCUCCGCUGCCGCCAAAGCCGAAGGUGCUGCCCAUCAAGCCCUCCAACUGGGGCGUGACGGUUGCCCAACCUACAGGAAACUAUUGCAACAAGUUCUCCCCCACAAAAAAGGCCCCCACAUCCCCAAUAGAAGCCUCCACGGCGACGGUGUUUGCCAGCAAGAUUCCUCUGGACAUAAACCGCAAGGCUCUGGAGGAAGCCGGAUCCCGCUGUGCCUACCUCGACGAGCCCAGCAGUAGUUUCGUUUAGGGGGAGCAUUCCCAAAUGAAAGUGAUUUGUCUUUAAAGCAACUUGUAAAUAUUAUCUGUGCACUAUUUAUUUAUACUGUACUCUCUAUUGAAUGUCCAACCAAUCCAUGACGAACUUUUGUAUGCAAUCUACUGAGUGAACGCGCCUAUUUAUAACUAUAAUUCAUAAGCUUAGUUUAAGUUUUACUCUACUUUGUUGUAAAAAUAUACCACAAGCAUAUAUUAA
Molecule: messenger RNA, 5188 nt
Organism: Drosophila bipectinata
Lineage: Eukaryota; Metazoa; Arthropoda; Insecta; Diptera; Drosophilidae
Gene: loco
Product: locomotion defects
Biological process (GO): regulation of G protein-coupled receptor signaling pathway; signal transduction
Cellular component (GO): cytoplasm; plasma membrane; nucleus
Molecular function (GO): protein binding; GTPase activator activity
Source: RefSeq, a predicted model, not a curated record